Calidris pugnax (ruff) is the source of this 417-nucleotide messenger RNA. It is a transcript of the gene SEM1, whose product is annotated as split hand/foot malformation (ectrodactyly) type 1. Gene Ontology annotation, cellular component: proteasome regulatory particle, lid subcomplex; proteasome complex. The transcript is spliced from 4 exons. Gene Ontology annotation, biological process: double-strand break repair via homologous recombination; proteasome assembly; mRNA export from nucleus. Lineage: Eukaryota; Metazoa; Chordata; Aves; Charadriiformes; Scolopacidae. Bases 1 to 255 code for a protein of 84 amino acids. The record is from RefSeq and is a predicted model, not a curated record.
AUGGCCCAGAGAGGAGCCACCGGAGCCACCACACGCACAGACCUGCCCAGGCUAAAGCAGCCGGUGGAUCUGGGGCUCCUGGAGGAGGAUGACGAGUUUGAGGAGUUCCCGGCUGAAGAUUGGACUGGUUUAGAUGAAGACGAAGAUGCGCACGUCUGGGAAGACAAUUGGGAUGAUGACAAUGUCGAGGAUGAUUUCUCCAAUCAGUUAAGAGCUGAAUUAGAAAAACAUGGAUACAAGAUGGAAACCUCAUAGUUUUUGCUGAAUAUGGAGUGGUUUAACAUUGAACUGUGGACUGACUGUACGGAGAAAAGAAGAAAAGGUGGCAAAUGAGAAGACACUCUUGGUUCAUUAUCUGCUUGGAUUUAUUAUUGUUUUGUAUAAAAAAAUAAAGUUUUUAAUCUUAGCUUCCUCCUA